AGAGUAAAAUAAAGAGUUACAAGUAUUAUUUCAAACAGAGUAGAAUAUCUUAUUGUUUAGGUACACAAACUACAUUAAUGUCUUGAUUUCAAUCAAAAGUCAUUAUUACAUUUAAAAUAAAGUUGGUAAAAAUAAUAGAACUUAUACUCGUUGUCAGGGGUGCUAAUGGUAAUAUUGGGUUGCGUUGCGAAAACUUGAGGGAUGCGUUUGGUAAUGAAGAAUCAGAAGUUCAUCGUUUUGUUCAGAAAUGUUAAGUACUAUCGUAUUGUUCAGAUACCAGUAGUGGUGACGCAGUUGAAGCAUGAGGGCCGGUGGCUGGUGACAGUCUCUAGGGAUCCAUGUCCACAGUUUCUGGUGCACAAUCACACAAGCGAACCACUUGUAUUAGCCCAACCCGUACUAGAGGGCGAAGAACCUUCAUCCACCAAAUUUCCGCUUAGUGAAUGCGAGGGUAUACGAUGGUGGUUGGUAGUCGGAGCGGGGGCAGUGAUGCAUUACUCAAGCCCCGCCCACAACGAGCGCUAUCCCCCGCCCUCACCUCAGCCCCCUCAAGUGCAAUUUCUCACUUUCGCCCGAGCGCGUGACGGUGAGUAUACGUCUUACUUCGUCAGUUUAUCCUACCUAUUAAGUUGAUUAAAAAACCUUAAUGUUAUCGACAACUCUGUGGACUAUAAUAAAAAGAUAAAAUAUUUGUAAAAUUUUGACUUACAUACAGAAACAACACACAAAGACAAUAUCUCAAGGAAGUACAUAAUAUGGGGUAUUUACAGUUACAUUACAGUAAAUAAUAAAAGUGGAUGAAAACUUGUCGGCAACAAUAACAUUUACUCCUUCGAUAAAGUAAGAUUUAUUCAUUAUGACACAAAAGUUAAUAUAACAUCUGUGUCAAAAAGGAAUUAAGAUCUAUAGUGCUAUUAAGACUCUCAUAUGACAAAAAUGUUAACGGUAAUUAAAAAAUGGUUUAAACACAGGAGGUCUCUUGAUCUGAUUAUAUGCCUCAUUUUCUGAUUAAUAUUAAUCCUGUCGGUUAACUCCAGUUUCAACAACACCGGAUUUUUACUGGUGUGCGCCGGUAGCAGUAACUGAGGGUGAACAACUCGUUCAGUUAUACGGCGGACGAACUGUGAAACUGCGCGUGCACACCCAUACGCACUCCACGCUAUUGCAUCUGAGGGACGUUGAUGAGGUACAGCUGAUUGUUAAGCUAUUUUGCAGUAAAGAUAGCACUUUACUUAACUAUUCACAAAAAGCUACUAUUCUUAUUAUUUGUUAGU
Molecule: messenger RNA, 1274 nt
Organism: Diatraea saccharalis (sugarcane borer)
Lineage: Eukaryota; Metazoa; Arthropoda; Insecta; Lepidoptera; Crambidae
Source: the annotation of a GenBank genome assembly